CAUACAUUUCGUUCUUCUUGGUCAGUUACUUCUUGUCGCAGGCGUUUUGUCACUCAGCAUAUUAACGACACAGGAUAGAACAGGCACAGAAUUACUACAACAAUGGCCGACGACCUGAUUAAUUUCGACAUAAUAGAAUCGCAUAAGGAAAACAUACAAGCACUACCCGGCGGCCGAUCAGUCAAACAACUGGCUGCCAUCCUUACACCACUACCUUCAGGAAGAGUUGGCGCAAAGUCGGAACCGACUCUGAAUGAAACAAAGACCCUCAACGAUGCCAUCCGGCAAGAGUACGAGAUUGAAUUACAGUCAAUAGCAGACUCGGACGACCCCCUCGACAUCUAUGACCGAUACGUCAGAUGGACAUUAAACGCCUAUCCUUCGGCCCAGGCGACACCACAGUCGCAGCUCCUGCCUCUCUUAGAGCGUGCGACCAAAGCCUGCCUCACUUCUCCCCUUUACAAAAACGACCCACGCUAUCUGAAAUUGUGGCUGCAUUACAUUCGGUUGUUUUCCGACAGUCCUCGAGAAACGUUCGCUUUCCUUGCUCGGCAUAGUAUAGGUGAUGGACUUGGUCUUUUCUACGAGGAGUUCGCUACUUGGUUGGAGGGCGCGGGUCGCUGGGUGCAGGCGGACGAGGUGUACAAGCUGGGAAUUGAGAGAGAAGCGCGGCCCACAGAGAGGUUGAUACGGAAAUACAAUCAAUUUCAGCAUCGAUUCGAGGCUAGACCGCAGGUCGAGAAUGAGCCAAGCUCGCCAGCCCUUCCGACGGUGCGGCCAGCUCUGGCAGCGAAGCUUGAUCCAUUCGCACAACGAGAGGAGCCACAGGCACCUCGGCAACAGAACGGAGUGGGAGGCGGUUCUACAAGUAGUUCUCGCUCAGGAAAACCGAAGAUGGCUAUAUUCUCGGACGCAGACAGCGCUGCACCACCUCCAGCAACAUCCACCACCACCAACGGCUGGGAUAACAUUGGGUCGAUCAAGGAGCGAAAGAAGGAAAACACCAUUGAAGCCAAGCCAUGGGCUGGUGAGAAGAUAAAAGCUGGAACCAGAGUAGGAACGGUGCAAAAGAUGGAGAUUUUCAAAGACCCGGCGUUACAAGCAGCAACUGAUGCACGAUCGUCCACAAAACGUCCGGGUGACGUCGUUAACCCUCGUACAGGCCGGACGGAGCGUGUAUUUGUCGACGUGGAAGCGAUCUAUCCCAGCGUUGACCAAGAAUUCAGUUUCGAAGAGUUACGAGCCCUGGCUCGAGGGUGGUUCCAAAAGGAUUGGAGACGGCAGAGACCAGCAGCAACAGCCAGUCCGCUGAAGGAUACGACAGGAAAUGCAACAACGUCUCCAAAGGCCAAGGGUAGAGCCAACAAAGCCCAAGAGCCAGAGGACAUUGAGAACUUGAGUAGAUCCUUCCAGCAGAAGAUUGAUCUUAACAAUACUACUCAAAGGGAUCUCAGUAUCCUUGAUGUAUCGUCACAAUCUAUGGUCGGAAUGCCGGAACCGCAGCCAGCGCCUCAAUCCCAACAACAGAGCCAAAAUCCUAGAGAGAAGAAGUACAAGAUCAGAGAGGUCAAGCAAGAAACUCAGACUGUCAAGACAAGGCUUGAAUCGCCUACAGGCAGGAAAUUGAAGAGGAAGAACACAGCUGAGCCGACUAUGACGUUCCACUCCAAAGCAGCAACUAAUGAGAUAUAUGACAUGUUCAACCAACCGCUUCGUAAACCAGAGGUAGCCAAAGACGAUACUCAGAGUGGUGAUGAGACAGAUUUCACUGAGGGAGAGAUAGACGACGGGUACAGCACAACAGGCGACGCCGAGAGCACUGGCACUGGGAGGGUGUCCGGACCCAGCAGUGAAUUUGGCGAUGAUACCUUGGCUUCACGAUUUGAUCCCACGGAAAGCCAGACCCAAACACAAAGUCAAAGCCAGCCUGAAAGUGUUUCACCCUGGUCAGAUUUCACAGCCAGCAGACACGUGCCACGCAUUGAUCCUCACACUGCUCCCCCUGGCAAGACCAAAGCUUCUUCAGGCAAAGGUCAUGCUAGGACAAAGCUGAAAAACAAACACAGACACGCAGUGAGUGAAGAUGUGACUGAAAGUAUCGACUCUUCCAGUCAGAACGCAACACAAACCUCUGGUCUGGGUGGUGGCUUCGACACUCAAGCCAUUGCUGCCAUUGCAAACUGCAACUUCGACGACAUGGACACCAUGGCCAUUGCGAGGAUGGCUGGAGAGGUUGAUGAUGAAGAACAGGAUGAUGUUGAGAUCCGUGAUGAGCAGACCGCGAGCUCCGCGGGCGCGGGCGCGGGCGCGACUGAAGAAUCUGAACCACAACAACAAACAAUGCAUGAAGAAGACACCAUGGAAAGCCUGUCAACGCCAGUUGAUGAUGUCUUCACGGAACACAUGGAGAUCUCGCACAAGCCUCGCUUUGUUCCUAUUCCUCCGGCAGACUAUGAACCCACACCAGUGCGUACCUACCGAGAUCCAGCGCUCGUUGCGCAAAACAAAAUGCCCUUCAUGACGCCGAUUGUCGAGAGAACCGAGAGCUCGUUCGCACCUUCGACUGUGUUCAAUGAUCCCGACUACUUCAGCUCCAAGACACCAAGCAGAUCGGCGAAGGAGAUAUACGAGAGCCCGUCACAAGUCAAGAUCGAUCGACUCUUGAUGAGCAGUCCCAAACAACAAGAACCUGGCACUCCGUCAUCCUCAGCGAAGCGAAAGUACGAACAAACCGGCGCCACCGAAGAGGAGGUAGCCACGUCUUCGCCUCGCCGCAAGGUCUCGGGACGUGGGGAGGCCGAUCUGAAUUCUCACAUCCCCUUCCCAAUCACCAAGGGAACUCCAGCACAGUCUCCGUCCAAGCCUGACGACGUUGUCUUCAAGGCUCCCGCCAUACCUGUGAAAUCUCCAUCUCGAUCUGUCCUCCAACCUGCGACUCGACACAAGGCACCCAUCAUCGCGGACCUGCAAUGCAACCCGUGCGACGAUACGAUACGACAACAGAUCUUGACUGCCGUCCAUCCGCCCAUCUUUUCCUACGCAGGCUAUCAUGAUCAUUCGGGCCAAGUUCUCAACCAAUACCCCAUCUUGAAAUCUUAUGCCGAGAAGAUAGCCAAGACAAAGAGCAAGCCCAGCCCGCGUAAAAGCCAGAGCAAGGAUGCAGCUACCAAGGCCGUCCCGCCACUGCUCAAGUUCACGGGCACUUCCCGAGUGUACGCCGUCAAGCGCGAACUCGGUGAAGGCGCAUUCGCACCAGUGUAUCUGGUCGAGAGUUACGACCCGGGUCAAAACGCCAUUGCCGUCGGUGACGAAGAGGACGACAACAACAAGGAAAAUGUCAGUCCACCACUUGCGUCAAGCGAGUCUGGCCGCCAACAUCUCGAAGCGCUCAAGACCGAGUCUCCGGCCGGCACACUGGUCUGGGAAUUCCACAUUUUGCGCCUCGUGCGCCAGCGUCUCGGCCACGCCGCGCGCACUAUGCAGUCCAUCGUGCUUGCACAUGAAUGUCACCUCUACCGUGACGAGGCAUAUAUUGUGCUCGAGUACAGCCCACAAGGCACGCUACUGGACUUGGUCAACCUUGCUAGGAGCGACAAUGUGCGAGCGGGCAAGCCGGCCGAAGGGCUCGAGGAGGUCUUGGCCAUGUGGUUCAGCGUCGAACUCCUCCGGACGCUGGAGGACCUCCACCGCAUCGGCGUUCUGCACGGCGAUUUGAAGGGUGACAACUGCCUCGUCCGCUUCGGGGACGGCGAAGUCGAGGGGCCCUACGAUCCUUCCGGUGGCCGUGGUUGGGGAGCCAAAGGCUUGCGGUUGAUCGAUUUCGGACGUGGGAUCGAUACGAAGAUGUUCAAGGCUGGCGCACAGUUCAUUGCGGAUUGGCCCAGUUGCACGACCGACUGUGCGGAGAUCCGGGAGUGCCGGCCCUGGAAGUGGCAGAUCGACUAUCACGGGGCGGCGGGCGUGAUCCACUCGUUGUUGUUCGGCAAGUACAUCGAGACGAUACCAGCAAAUAGCGGUCUAGGUACCGGUCCCGGCCAGAAGAAGGAGUGGAAGCUCAAGGAGAAUUUGAAGAGAUAUUGGGAGAAGGAGAUCUGGGGAGACGUGUUCAACGUGUUGCUGAAUCCCGGCUGCGUGGCCGAUGGAGAAGAAAUGCCAAUUCAAGGAAACUUGAAGAGAGUCCGGGUGAGAAUGGAGAAGUGGUUGGUCGACGAGGGUGAGAGGGGCGGGAGAGAUUUGAGAGCCGCGCUGAGGAAGAUGGAGAGACUUGUUGGCGGGAAGUGACCGGAGUCGACACGAAGUUAAGGAGAAUUAUUCGACAAGCGCGAUCGGAUCACUGGUGACUCGCCCAUUCCCCAGUGAGGCAUGAACGGGUCAUGUACUGCAUUGCAUUGCGUUGAAAGGAGUUGGACUUGGCCUUGGCCUUGGACGGGAUCUUGAACUGGAUCUUGGACAUAUUGGCGUGGAUUGAUGCUGGGCAUGUGAGCGAGAUCGACUAUUUCAUUGAGCAAGGCGUUGGAGGCUGCACGAGCUCGAUUGUGCUUGUUGUUUCGCAUAGGCACUGGGGGCACUAGCUGAGGAUACCACCUACCCUACGGCGUUGGAAAAGAUCCAUCCUCAGCUUGAUAUGACGGAGCAUUGAAUUUUAGAAUAAAAGGUAGAGCGUGAAAACUCC
Messenger RNA from Exophiala xenobiotica, 4672 nucleotides. RefSeq lists its product as uncharacterized. Gene Ontology annotation, biological process: meiotic sister chromatid cohesion, centromeric; mitotic spindle assembly checkpoint signaling; protein phosphorylation. The coding region runs from base 103 to 4281 and encodes 1392 amino acids. Gene Ontology annotation, molecular function: ATP binding; protein kinase activity. The record is from RefSeq and is a predicted model, not a curated record. The transcript is spliced from 2 exons. NCBI's taxonomy places the organism in Eukaryota, Fungi, Ascomycota, Eurotiomycetes, Chaetothyriales, Herpotrichiellaceae.